Salpingoeca rosetta is the source of this 204-nucleotide messenger RNA. RefSeq lists its product as uncharacterized. Lineage: Eukaryota; Choanoflagellata; Craspedida; Salpingoecidae. The record is from RefSeq and is a predicted model, not a curated record. The transcript has 2 exons. The coding region runs from base 1 to 204 and encodes 67 amino acids.
AUGAGACGCAAAGACGCAGUGGGCGAUGUGGCCAUGUCAUGGCGGUGGCGCAUCAAUCUGUGCAACAAGAUCAUGCGCGCAUCGGGGAGAUUUGACGACACGCGCGUGAGCCCCGUCGUGCGUCAGACGCUGUUGCAUUGGGGGUAUGAACUCACCAAACGCGAUUACGACAAGCACGUUAAGAAGUACGCAAAGAAGCAAUAG